Molecule: messenger RNA, 648 nt
Organism: Zygotorulaspora mrakii
Lineage: Eukaryota; Fungi; Ascomycota; Saccharomycetes; Saccharomycetales; Saccharomycetaceae
Gene: UGX2
Product: Ugx2p
Exons: 1
Coding region: 1-648 (215 amino acids)
Source: RefSeq, a predicted model, not a curated record
AUGAGAUGGAUGUUUCUCAGUAAGAGCAUGCUAGAGAGCGAAGCACCAAUGGUGUACUGCAGUGCGUACGGUUCGGGCCUGCGCAAUGUUAAUAGCUUCACAGUAUCUUCAUCGCAGUCGCAAGGCUUUAGUUGGAACCAAGAUCUGUUUGCAUCGCAGUACCAGCAGAUGUGCAAGGUAGUGUACGACGGACACGAAGAUACAAUUGAUGGGCUGAUAGCAUCCAUCAAGGAGAAAUGUGGAAAAAUAGAUAGUGGAAAAGCAAGACAAAACAGUGUAUUUGUUGGUGGCGGCAGGCGCAGUACUGAAACAUCUCAUUGGCUUGCUGGUGGAUACUCGAAUAACGAGGAGGAGGGUAAUAACCAGGACGAGGAUGGAGACGAAGCUCUGACCGAUUUUGAGGAAGAUGAGGAGGCGAUGGAAGGAUAUUUGCACGAAAAUCGGCCAGCAUUUCGUUCUGAUUGUGGGCUCUCGCUGUAUCCCAUGAUGUCAGAACAGUUCAAUCGGCCUCGCCGAAUCUCGCAGAGAAGUAUAAGUUUGGUGUCAGACUCAAAAAAUGGCAAUUACGAUAGAAGUGAAUGCGCUAAUAUCGACAUGGAGGAAGACACGCCGGAGAACCAGCAUUUCAAAUGGUUGAUUUCCGCAUAA